UGGGCCUCACUGAAAUCCCCGUCUCUCCCUCUCUCCUCCUGCUUCGUUUCCCACGGCCUGCUGCUGCGUCCCGAUCCCCAGGAGGUGGAGGAUGAUUACAUCAAGAGCUGGGAGGACAGUCAGCAAGGAGAUGAAGCCCUGGACACCACCAAGGACCCCUGCCAGAAGGUGAAGUGCAGCCGUCACAAGGUGUGCAUCGCCCAGGGUUUCCAGCGGGCCAUGUGCAUCAGCCGCAAGAAGCUGGAGCACAGGAUCAAGCAGCCUGCCCUGAAGCUCCACACCAACAAAGAUCCCGCCUGCAAGCCCUGCCACAUGGCCCAGCUGGCUUCCGUCUGCGGCUCCGACGGCCACACUUACAGCUCCGUGUGUAAGCUGGAGCAGCAGGCCUGCCUGAGCAGCAAGCAGCUGGCCGUGAGAUGUGAGGGCCCCUGCCCCUGCCCCACGGAGCAGGCCACCGGCUCCACCACAGAUGGCAAAGCAGAGACCUGCACGGGUCAGGACCUGGCCGACCUGGGGGAUCGACUGCGGGACUGGUUCCAGCUCCUCCAUGAGAACUCCAAGCAGAAUGGCUCAGCCAGCAGCGGAGGCGGCCUGGCCAGUGGCCUGGACAAGGUCCUGGGCGCCAGCUGCAAGGACUCCAUCGGCUGGAUGUUCUCCAAGCUGGACACCAGUGCCGACCUCUUCCUGGACCAGACGGAGCUGGCCGCCAUCAACCUGGACAAGUACGAGGUCUGCAUCCGCCCUUUCUUCAACUCCUGCGACACCUACAAGGACGGCCGUGUCUCCACCGCCGAGUGGUGCCUCUGCUUCUGGAGGGAAAAGCCCCCCUGCCUGGCGGAGCUGGAGCGCAUCCAGAUCCAGGAGGCCGCCAAGAAGAAGCCAGGAGUCUUCAUCCCGAGCUGCGACGAGGACGACCGGUAG
Myotis davidii is the source of this 921-nucleotide messenger RNA. RefSeq names its product sparc/osteonectin, cwcv and kazal-like domains proteoglycan (testican) 2 (gene SPOCK2). Gene Ontology annotation, molecular function: calcium ion binding; protein binding. Lineage: Eukaryota; Metazoa; Chordata; Mammalia; Chiroptera; Vespertilionidae. The annotation marks the transcript as partial. The record is from RefSeq and is a predicted model, not a curated record. The transcript has 10 exons.